AUGCCAAGAAGGGCAUUUCAUUCAUCAGAAUGCAGGCAGCGGAAGGAACAAGACCAAGAUGAAGACGACGACGACGACGACAAUCCGUGGGGCGACCUCGACAAGGCAUUUGAAAACCUCGAGGACAAAUCCCUAUACAAGCAGGUCUAUCUCAACCACCCUCCGACUCCUGCAUCUGGCCCCGACACUCCGAUCGCGUUGCUACCCAAGGAUCCUAUCGCCGAGAUGGAAGAAGCCAUCUUCGCUCAAGCGGGCGCGGCUGCUGUCAAGACCACGCCCAAGACCUCUCGCAUCCCAUCAAUAGCCGCCCUGUCUGGUGUGAAGUUCUCGGACGCUCCGCCUUCUGCAGCACCUGUAGGCGAAUUGCCCGCAGGUUUUCCGGGAUACGACCCGGCGGUAUUGGGAGCAGGAUCAAGUGCAAAGUGGACGGAGUACAUGCACGAGGGUAGCGCGGAUGACGACUCGCCUUGGUCUUCGCUCGAUGCCUUCGUGGACAAUCCGGAAUCGUCGGCUCAAUAUGCCGUGCCGUUGCCGUUGCAGAAGCAGCAGAAUGUUAUGCAGAUGAGCGCGAAACAACAUGCUCCUCCGGUGCUACAGCAGCAGCAGCAGCGACAGCCACGAAUGGAUGCAGGGGAAGCCUUCGCAGCGAACGACGAUUUGCUGCGACAACAAAUUCAGCUGCAGAUGCAGACAGGCCAAGAGGCGGAAACCGAAGAGGACAUGUUUGCACGCGCAGGAGCAGCGGCGGUUGAACAGCUCUUCAACCAACCCCACACCCCUCCUGCAUUACCAACUGCUUCAGUGGACGAAGAAGAAUCGGACCGCCUCUCGCACAUCGACCCGGCCACAGGCGGGGCCUCGAUGGUGGACGUUUCGCACAAACCAACCACCUCUCGCUCCGCCACCGCCGUCGGACGCGUCUACCUGCCCACGUCGGCCUCGCACCUCCUACUCGCCACCGAAUCGCAGCAGGGAAUCUCGAACAAGGGCCCCGUGCUGCACACGGCCCAGCUCGCGGGCAUCAUGGCGGCUAAACGGACCUCGGACCUCAUCCCGCUCUGCCACCCUCUGCCGCUGACGCACGUCGAUGUCAAGCUGGAUAUUGUGCACGGACAGCACGAGGAGAGCUGGAUCCAGGUCGAGUGUACGGCGACGACGGCGGGUCAGACGGGCGUCGAGAUGGAGGCGCUGACCGGGUGUACGACGGCGUGUCUGACUGUGUGGGACAUGGUCAAGGCAGUGGCGGGCAAGACGAUGCGGAUUGGCGAUGUCAUGGUUGUGCGCAAGAGCGGUGGUAAGAGCGGUGACUGGGUGAGACGCGGAUGA
Sporisorium graminicola is the source of this 1326-nucleotide messenger RNA. RefSeq lists its product as uncharacterized. Lineage: Eukaryota; Fungi; Basidiomycota; Ustilaginomycetes; Ustilaginales; Ustilaginaceae. The transcript has a single exon. The record is from RefSeq and is a predicted model, not a curated record. Gene Ontology annotation, biological process: Mo-molybdopterin cofactor biosynthetic process. Bases 1 to 1326 code for a protein of 441 amino acids.